GCGGAGCAGCGUGUGCGUGUGAGUGUGUGCAUGUCUGUGUGUGAUACCAUUAGCAAUGCAAAGUCCUGCUGCUCCGUUGCUCACUGGCACAGAUUUGUUCAAAAAGCCUCCAUGCAUAAAUGUGUCCGGAUGUUAUUUGUUAUAAGCAUCAUCUGAAGACCCGGAACAAAAAAUGAACUGGGCCUCAUUUUAUGCUGUCAUCAGCGGCGUCAACAGACACUCCACUGGAAUCGGUCGCAUCUGGCUUUCCGUGCUGUUCAUUUUCCGCAUCCUAGUCCUGGUGGUUGCAGCGGAGAGCGUGUGGGGGGACGAGAAGUCUGGCUUUACUUGCAACACCCAGCAGCCGGGCUGCAACAGUGUAUGCUACGACCACUUUUUCCCCAUCUCUCACAUCCGCCUGUGGGCCCUGCAGCUCAUCUUGGUCUCCACUCCUGCCCUGCUGGUCGCUAUGCACGUGGCCCACCGGCGGCAUGUGGACAAGAGGCUCUACAAGCUGUCAGGGAAGAGCAAUCCCAAAGAACUGGAGCAAAUCAAGAGCCAAAAAAUGAAAAUCACCGGCGCCCUCUGGUGGACAUACGUCAUCAGCCUGUUAUUCCGGGUCACAUUCGAGGUGACCUUUAUGUACGUCUUCUACAUGAUUUACCCCGGUUACAAGAUGAUCCGUCUGGUCAAGUGUGACUCAUACCCCUGCCCCAACACAGUGGACUGCUUCGUAUCCCGCCCCACGGAGAAAACCGUCUUCACCGUGUUCAUGUUGGCCGUGUCGGGUGUUUGCAUCCUGCUCAACAUUGCGGAGGUCGUCUUCUUGGUGGGGAAGGCCUGCGGCAAGCACAUGCACAAUGCUGGAGACUCAACCACAGGGGCUUGGCUCCAACAUAAACUCGUAAUCGGGAAGUAAAUCUCCCUAAAAAUGUUUCAUACAUACCAGUUAUUUUAGCAUUAAUUGCCAAUUAUUAACCUUUGAUUUACGUUAUGAAAGUACAAUACACUAUAUAGAACAAUACACUAAGAUUCAAUACAUGUAUAUUUUUGUGUUGUACAUGCAGUGGCAACAUUCUGCUUCUUUUAGACUAGAAUUGUUGUCAUUGUACUGAAAAGUAACAAAUGUCUUCUGUCUAACUGGUGAUUAAGUAGAAAUGAAUGAACAGUAAACUUACAGUGCAAUA
Molecule: messenger RNA, 1166 nt
Organism: Hippocampus zosterae (dwarf seahorse)
Lineage: Eukaryota; Metazoa; Chordata; Actinopteri; Syngnathiformes; Syngnathidae
Product: gap junction beta-1 protein-like
Exons: 2
Coding region: 173-898 (241 amino acids)
Biological process (GO): cell communication
Cellular component (GO): connexin complex
Source: RefSeq, a predicted model, not a curated record